Messenger RNA from Coccinella septempunctata (seven-spotted ladybird), 2410 nucleotides. It is a transcript of the gene Dhap-at, whose product is annotated as dihydroxyacetone phosphate acyltransferase. The record is from RefSeq and is a predicted model, not a curated record. Bases 233 to 2239 code for a protein of 668 amino acids. The transcript is spliced from 10 exons. Gene Ontology annotation, cellular component: peroxisomal membrane; mitochondrial membrane. NCBI's taxonomy places the organism in Eukaryota, Metazoa, Arthropoda, Insecta, Coleoptera, Coccinellidae. Gene Ontology annotation, biological process: ether lipid biosynthetic process. Gene Ontology annotation, molecular function: glycerone-phosphate O-acyltransferase activity.
UUGAAAAAACUUCAAAAUAAAAUGCCGAAUAACACUCCAUAUGCCGAAUAAAGGAUUAUCAAUAUUAUUAUUGAGACAAUAAUUCCUAGGAAAUCUAGGAACACAGAUUACAGAGUCUAGAAAUUUAGUUCACAUUCAUAUUGCUCAGAAUAUAUUUAUUCAGUUUUUAUGAUUCUUUUCUUGAACACGAAGAAAACUGCUAAAUCAUUUUAAGCAGAAAAUAUCAAUCAAAAUGCAGUCGAUUAUUUUCGAUGAUAUAUUAGAACCAAGAAGGAAAGAUUUAAGUAACUAUUAUUGGGUUUCGAGAAAAAUUGAUACUACUGUGGCAUUCAAACAGCCAAUUAGACCCACCCCAGAAAGUCACAAAGAAGAUGUCAUUAAUCAUAUUCGAAUUCAAGAAUUGCUCGAGGCAAUAUCUAUUGAAAAAAGAAUUCCCAAAGAAUUUUUGGAAAGCCAAGUUCGUGUUAUUCUAGAUGAAAUUGGGUACAAUAAAAAUCUUAGGGUAAUUCGUGGCCUGGCUUUAAUACUUAUCAAAAUAUGUCUCAAAGUGUGCAAGGGAAUAUAUGUGAAUAAUGAUAGUAUAUUACAUACCAAAGUCCUCAUGGGUAGUAAUCCUAUAAUUUUUGUCCCUAGUCACAGAAGUUAUGCAGAUUUUAUUUUAAUGUCAUUUUCAUGCUUCACAUAUGAUGUUGAAAUACCUGCUAUAGCGGCCGGAAUGGAUUUUCAUGAGAUGUGGGCAAUGGGAUCAAUUUUAAGGGAUACUGGAGCAUUUUUCAUGAGGCGAUCUUACAAUAAUGAUUAUUUAUACUGGAGUACCUUCAAGCAAUAUAUAAAUCAGCUUGUAACCAAAGGAGAAUUGCCGAUAGAAUUCUAUAUUGAGGGAACUAGGAGUAGAAGUAACAAAUCUCUAAUGCCAAAAUAUGGUCUUCUCAAUAUGAUUUUGAAACCCCUUUUUUUGAGACAAGUACCAGAUAUUAUAUUUGUGCCAAUCAACAUUAGUUAUGAAAGAAUUAUGGAAGAAAAACUGUUUUCUUUUGAAUUGCUGGGAGUGCCAAAACCUAAAGAGAGUACAUCUGCAUUAUUCAAGUCCCUCAGUAUUAUUAAGGAAAGAUAUGGAAGUAUACAUUUGAACUUCGGGAAACCAAUUUCUAGCAAAGAGUUCUUUGGUGACAAUUUGGAUAAAACUAAUCAUAAUAUCGGUCCAAUUCACCAACAAGAAUUGAGUGAUUUGGACAAAAAAAUUAUACCUUCCCUUGCACAUGAAAUAGUCCAUUGUCAACAAAAAUUAUCGAUCUUAAACAUUAUCAAUUUGAUUGCCAUUAUCGUAAAUCACAAUUUAACUAAUAGUAAAGAACUCCUUACUUAUGCUGAACUGAAGGAUAAAGUCCUGUGGCUCAAGGGUGUUUUAGAAGAAUUUGGUGCCAAUGUCUGGUGUACACAUAUUGAUGAAGAGAUGGAGGAAGCUUUUGAAGUACAUAAAAAUAAAAUUUUUGUGAAUGAUGGAAAAGUUGAUGUUGUACGAGAAAAUAUUGAUUUGACAAAUUUAAAUGUUACUAAACUGAAAGCUCACAAGCUCUCAGAGGAAGUAAUGAUUUAUUCUGUUCCUCUGGUCAUGCUUUAUAUUUAUAUAAAUCCAGUUUUACAUUAUCUGAUAGAUUCAGCCAUAAUAGUAGCAGUUUUAAAAGUGAAAUCUAGUACAACUUUAGAUGUUCUAAAAAGUAGUUUUAUUUAUAUGAGAAACAUAUUGCUAUAUGAAUUCGUCACAUCUUCUUCAAACAUUGAAAAAGAAUUUGAGAAAGCUCUUAUUCAAAGUACAGCUAUAAGUUUGAUUAAGAAGUCAGAUCAUAAUACCUAUAAUUUAGGGCAUAACAAGGAUAUGCAAGAUAUAUUGAUAUCAGUAAUACAACCAUUCUUUUACUCCUAUAAUGAAAUCAUAAGGAUUCUUGAGACUUGUAGUAGUUGUGACGAGAAGACAAUAUUGACUGAAGCACAAAAGAAAAUUGAAGCAGAAAUGAGACGUCAGUUCAUUCACCCAUACAGUUUGAAUUUGGAUACAUUUUCAAAUUGCCUGAGCGCUCUGACCUAUUUCAGUGCACUGAAAAAAGCGAGGGGAGUUAAUGGGUGGUACUAUGAAGUGGAUCAAGGGAAACUAUUGGAAAUUAAAUGCAACAUUGAGCCUUAUAUGUGGAACUUAUUCGAGGGAAAAACGUUAAACUUGUUUUUGAAACAUAAGCUAUAAACGUUAUGUUUUUACAUGGUUUUAAGUAUUCUUUGGGAAAUUAUUUCAACUAUUGGUGAUAUCUUUUAUAUCUGGAUUUAUCUAUGUAUGAGUUUUUAAAUAUUUAUUGGUUUUAUAUAGGUAUUGAAUUUUUGUUGGUUUCAUCAGUAUUAAAAUAUUUGUUAAUUCAAA